This is a messenger RNA of Racocetra fulgida, 147 nucleotides long. Lineage: Eukaryota; Fungi; Glomeromycota; Glomeromycetes; Diversisporales; Gigasporaceae. The record is from the annotation of a GenBank genome assembly.
UAAAUGUUAUUUACAUUGAUGAAUUUUAUCUAGUUACUGAUUUAAAAAAAAAAACAUGUAACCAAACCUCAGAAACUGCUGCUGGUAAUGCGUUGGUUAACGGCAUGUCAAGAUUAAUCGGUGAAGAUACUUUUUCAAUUUUAGAAG